This is a messenger RNA of Phytomonas sp. EM1, 934 nucleotides long. NCBI's taxonomy places the organism in Eukaryota, Euglenozoa, Kinetoplastea, Trypanosomatida, Trypanosomatidae. The record is from the annotation of a GenBank genome assembly.
GUAUGCCAACGAGGUAGUCGUCAUGCUUUUUUUGAAAAGACCGACAUUUUUUGGAUCCUUCAAGAGGCAAAUAAUGGUUGGACCUUCGAAAGGGAUUCCAGCAAUAAGCAGUGUGCCACGUUUUGGGAAGCGCGUGGCAUCGAGUCCGCGUGAGCCUCGAGGAAAACUUGAACUAGAUCCAGGUUCAGAGUUACGUGCUGAAGCAAUCUGCAAAGACAGCUAUGGGUUUCUAAAAAAGCCGCUAUUUAUGGAGUCAUGGACGGAGUUUCAAAAGGAGCUAAAUCGGAUAGAGCUGCAAUGGUAUCUUGCACCUGGAUCAAAUGGCAUUAUAACUCUUAAAUUAUUUGAUCACCGGGAACAGGGUGACGGGUUGCUAUGCGAAUUGAAGGGAGAGGGAUCUAAAUGUAAACCGAUAGCCGAUUUUUUUGAAUGCUGUGGAUCUUUACUGACAGGGGUAUCUGAUACGCAUACAGUUCCUUUUAUUAAUGACUCGAGUGAAUUCCUUUUAGUUGCGAAUAGUGAAAGAUUUAUCGAUUCUUCUCACACGACACAAUCGGAGGAUUUAGCAAAACGGCAUGAUCUUACAUACACCAUUGGAUUAGGUACUAUGGUGAACCUUUCUGUUAUCGAUCAAAAAACUAACAUUCGGACUCCCUUAUUCCACAGAAUUUCAUUGCUAGCAUUUAAUUAUGCACUUUUAAGCUCGAUUCCGAUUUUUCUCAAAAGAAACGAUAUUGGGGUUCGAAACUUGGAUUUUGUUUCUAAGGAACAAAUGCAGCAAUUUAGAUUUGCAUGGUGCUUUAUAAGAAGUAGAUCUUCUAUGACUCCGGUUGAUGUAACAGAGCUGGAUUGUUUGUUACCUAACUAAAUAUAUAUACAUAAAUAUAUAUAUAUAAAUAUAUAUAUAUAAAUAUAUAUAUAUAUAUAUAUAUUA